CUUGCUACACUGGAGACAUUUUGGGUUUAAAGGGGCUGAGCUACCCGUCAGACCUAGUUCUCGGUUUUCCUAAGCUUCAUUGAAGAUGUCCAUCAUGGUGUAUCCACGGGAAGAGAAGCUCGAGAAGCUCUCUCAGGAGGAGAUCAUCUCUAACACGAAGCUGGUGAUCCAGGGUCUCGAGGCCCUGAAGAACGAGCACAACUCCAUCCUCCACAGCCUCCUGGAGACCAUCAAGUGCCUAAAGAAGGACGAAGAGGCGAACCUGGUGCACGAGAAGUCCAACCUGCUCCGCAAGUCAGUGGAGAUGAUUGAACUGGGCCUGGGAGAAGCACAGGUGAUGAUGGCCCUGUCCAACCACCUGAACGCGGUGGAGUCAGAGAAGCAGAAGCUGCGUGCUCAGGUGAGGAGGCUCUGCCAGGAAAACCAGUGGCUGCGGGACGAGCUGGCCAACACCCAGCAGAAGCUGCAGAAGAGUGAGCAGAACGUGGCCCAGCUGGAGGAGGAGAAGAAGCACCUGGAGUUCAUGAAUCAGCUAAAAAAAUAUGAUGAGGACGUCUCACCCACUCAGGAGGAGAAGGAUCGGGAAACACCGAAGGACUCCCUGGAUGACCUCUUCCCGAAUGAUGAGGAGGAGCAUGGCCAAGGAAUGCAGCACCAACACAACAGUGCGGCCGUGGCUGCAGCCCAGCAGGGAGGCUACGAGAUCCCAGCACGCCUGAGAACCCUGCACAACCUGGUGAUCCAGUAUGCCUCGCAGGGCAGGUACGAGGUGGCCGUCCCCCUCUGCAAGCAGGCUUUGGAGGACUUGGAGAAGACCUCUGGACACGACCACCCUGACGUGGCCACCAUGCUCAACAUCCUGGCCUUGGUCUAUAGAGAUCAAAACAAAUACAAAGAGGCCGCCCAUCUGCUCAACGAUGCUCUGUCCAUCCGUGAGAAAACCCUGGGCAAAGACCACCCCGCUGUCGCUGCGACACUGAACAACUUGGCUGUGCUGUAUGGAAAGAGAGGGAAGUACAAGGAGGCAGAGCCUCUGUGUAAGAGGGCUCUGGAGAUCAGAGAAAAGGUCCUGGGGAAGGACCACCCAGAUGUGGCCAAACAGCUGAACAACCUGGCUCUGCUUUGCCAGAACCAGGGCAAGUAUGAGGAGGUGGAGUACUACUACUGCCGCGCACUGGAGAUCUACGAGAGCAGGCUGGGCCCAGAUGAUGCCAAUGUGGCCAAAACCAAGAACAACCUGGCGUCCUGCUUUCUCAAACAAGGGAAAUAUAAGGAGGCUGAGAUUCUGUACAAAGAGAUUCUGACUCGUGCUCACGAGAAAGCGUUUGGAUCCGUAGAUGCUGAAAACAAGCCCAUCUGGAUGCAUGCAGAGGAGCGAGAGGAGAGCAAGGGCAAGCACCGAGACACCACCCCAUACGGAGAAUACGGAGGCUGGUACAAGGCCUGCAAAGUCAAUAGCCCAACAGUGAACACCACCCUGAGGAACCUGGGAGCCCUGUACCGCCGGCAGGGCAAGCUCGAGGCAGCCGAGACCCUGGAGGAGUGCGCCGUGAGGUCUCGCAAGCAGGGCAUUGACCCCAUCCACCAGACUCGUGUGGUGGAGAUCUUGAAGGAUACGGAUGGCGACAGGCGUCGGAGCCGUGACAGCCUGAGCAGCGUUAAGUAUGAGAGCGGCUCCGAAACCGGCGAGGAAGUGAGUAUGGGCGUGGCGUGGAAUGGGGACGGCAGUGGAGCCCUCCAGCGCAGCGGCUCUCUGGGGAAGCUGCGGGACGUCCUGCGUCGCAGCAGCGAGCUGCUGGUGAAGAAGCUGCAGGGCAACGGGCCACCUGAACCUCGCAGCAACAACAUGAAGCGAGCAGCUUCCUUGAAUUAUCUGAACAAGACCAGUGAGGACCCGUUCCAGACUCGGGCAGGCGGUAACUUAAGGGAGAGCCGUGGCCUGAGCUCCAGCACCGUGGACCUCUACUCUGGAAACUGAGCAGCAGGCGGAUCCGUCCAGGGACCCAAAGAGGCAGCUUCCUUUUCGGCUUGUCCUCUAGGCCUUAAUGAUCCCCCUCCGCACUACCAUUGCGCCUCCCCUACACACACCCUCCUCUGUCGGCAUCCAAACCCAAAGACCCAUCUCUAACAUUCGGACCCAAAGACUUUUGCAGUCACCAAAACAUAUUCGUACAUAAAUAGAGUUUUUUUUAUCCAGGUUGUUGCUUUUUGGUCUUCCAGAGACAAAUUGCCUUAUUUUUCCCCUCAUCAAGUUCCUAACUUAAUUGUCACCUCAGUGCCUCUUGAAUGUGGGCGAGACGACCCUCACCACCCCAUCUUCUUCAUAAUCACUGUGACUCUGCACUUUGGCUGCAUCUGUUACCAUAUAGUUGCCUCUUCUGGUAUUUUUCUCCUGGUGUUGUUUUCAUUUGAGAUAUUUGCAUAAUUUGUUGUUAUGUUCUGCGUCUUCUUGUACUAUUCAUUGGUUUAUUAGCGCAAAUUAGAAAUAAAAUUGUUAUCUACAAAAAUUUGAAAUAUAGAAGAUAGGUUGGUUGGUAUGGAAAUUCCAUUAUGUAAAGUUGUAAAAGAAAAAUUUAUUUAUGUCCGUUUUUAAUGAUUUCACCUAUUAAGAUUUAUUUGCAAUGUGAGGUGUUGGUUAAAGCUUUGGGAAACAGGGUGACAUUGAGUCAUCUCGCUUGUUAGGGAUAACUUUUUGUUUCAUACAAAGUUUUUGAAAGCAUUUUCAGAAAUGGAAACGGCUGCUGCUUCAACCUCUACAGCUUUGAGAUUCCAUUGAGCUUUUCUACACAGGUUUCUCUUCCACUGUAGAGAAAAUGCGGGACUCCUCUUUAAUCACUAUUGGUCAGAGAGUACUGAGAAUCACAACCAUGGAACUGCUGAACUGAUCUGCUUAAUUAAUCCUGGUCAUCCUGAAUGUUCUCUGGUGCCAUGCAGGACUCUUUCCGCCUGUUUCAGUCGACCUCUGCAGGAUUGAGCUACCAUCUUCUAAUGAUGUUUACAGGGAUUCAAAUGUGUGAUAGGCAUCUAGAUAUGUGAUAAUUAUAUAUAUAUAUAUGUUUAUAUAUAUAUGUAUACGUCUGGUUUCUAAUGAAAUAUCUCCAUAGGUGUAUAGAGGCCCAUUUCCAUCAACUAUCACUCCAGUGUUCUAAUGGUACAUUUGCUAAUCGCCUUAGAAGACUAAUAUCUGAUUAGAAAACCCUUGUGCAAUUAUGUUAGCACAGCUGAAAACAGUUAUGCUGGUGAUAUAAGCUAUACAACUGGCCUUCCUUUGAGCUUGAAGUUUGAAGAACAAAAUUAAUACUUCAAAUAUUAAUCAUUUCUAACCUUGUCAAUGUCUUGACUAUAUUUUCUAUUCAAUUUUCAAUUAAUUGGAUAAAUAAAAGUGAGUUUUCAUGGAAGACACGAAAUUGUCUGGAUGAACCCAAACUUUUGAAUGGUAGUGUAUGUAUAUAUAUAUAUUAGUGCUGUGAAAAAUAACGCGUUAACGCAUUAUGAUUAAAUUACAGGAUUAAUUAGUUGUUGUUUUUAACGCAUUUAACGCAUGCGCAGAAUGAGCUUCCAAUAGGUCUGUUGUUGGUCGUCUCUAACCAGCAGCAUGUCAUUUCUGUCUCUACGUGUCGCGUUAACAUGUCUCGGCUCUCCGUCUCGCGCGCCGCAGAGCUCCGAGAAUAUCGGUAAUAUGUGAUUAAUCAUGAUUAAUCCACAGAAACCUGUGAUUAAUUUGAUUACAAUUUGUAAUCGUUUCACAGCCCUAAUGUAUAUGUAUAUGUAUAUGUGUGUAAUACACACAUAUAUAUAUACACACUGUGUAUAUAUAUAUGUGUGUAUAUAUAUAUAUAAAUUUUUUUUUUGUGUGCACAAUUCUCAGAUGGGCAUUGUCUGAUUUUGAUUGGUUUGUUUUGAAGCUCAAAAGUACUGUAAUGUAUUUUUUUAAAUUGUUUUAUUCUUUUAAUCGUUUGUAAUAAAUAUAUAUGUCUUAUCGUGAAAUUUACAAAUCAUAGAAUUCAUCUGGAAAUGAACAGGAAUAAAGCAUUAUUGUUGGUUGAAUGCAUCUGUUUGGUUACAAUAAAUCCCAGAUGUCAUGAAUAAUGUCUGGAUAGCAAAUCGGAACCAUUCUUGAUUCAGAAAUUUUAAAAACUAUGAUUUUCUGUUUAUUUGUGUUUCUGUAAUUAAUUCUUUUAUGAGAUUGUACGUGGUUGAUGUACAUGUCUGGAUUUGAAAUUUGUUUUGUUCUUAAAUGAAUGAUAUGGCUUUAAAAAGAUAAAAAAGAAUCCGUGACAAAGAU
Molecule: messenger RNA, 4285 nt
Organism: Pseudoliparis swirei
Lineage: Eukaryota; Metazoa; Chordata; Actinopteri; Perciformes; Liparidae
Gene: klc1b
Product: kinesin light chain 1b
Exons: 16
Coding region: 86-1978 (630 amino acids)
Biological process (GO): microtubule-based movement
Cellular component (GO): membrane-bounded organelle; cytoplasm; kinesin complex
Molecular function (GO): kinesin binding
Source: RefSeq, a predicted model, not a curated record